AAGUAAGAGUGGGGCAUUGGUGGUUCAGUGGUAGAAUUCUCGCCUGCCAGAGGAAGUAAGAUACAUACCAGAAGAAGAGUCAAAUUCUACCUCUGCAUGGACAAGAGAAUUUGAAAGGCUGUAGUUUCCCAUUUUAGGCAACACCAGCACACCAGUCCACUGAGAGGAAAGGGAGAAGACUGCUUUCAUUUUCACUACAUUUCCUGCCCAGAGAGCCAGAGCAGCAAUGGCUGAGAAGAGAUCGCCACAAGAUCCAGUCAAUGAGAUAAAGAUGAUUGCCAGCACCAUGUUUGGUGGCUUCUUGGAGGACUUGAAAGAAAAGAAGGUGUUAGAUAAGCAAGAGUUACAGACAAUAGGGAAAAAAGUGAAUGGCAUCGUGAGUAAGACUGAAAACCUGGUUGGCGAUUUCACCGAGAAAACUCAAAUGGUAGGAAAGGUAUUUAUGGACCAUUUCAUCAAUUCCAGGAGCCUGCUGAGUUUAAAUAUAUCCAGUGAUGGAGAAGGAGGGCCGAACCCGCCUGGCCUCAUCAUUUGCAACAAAGAAUUUGACUAUCUUUCUGAGCGAGAAGGCUCUGAAAAUGACAUUUCAGGGAUGCAAGGCCUGCUUGAAAACCUUGGAUAUUCGGUGGUUAUUAAGGAAAAUCUCACAGCUCUGGAAAUGAAAACGGAACUGAAGAACUUUGCCACCCGCCAAGAGCACCAAUUCUCCGACAGCACGUUCCUGGUGUUCAUGUCCCACGGCACCCUGGACGGGAUCUGUGGCACGAAGCACAGAGAUGAAGAGCCGGACAUUCUUCCCGAUGACACCAUCUUCCAGAUUUUCAACAACCGUAACUGCCAGAGUCUCAAAGACAAGCCCAAGGUCAUCAUCACGCAGGCCUGCCGAGGCAGAGGUGACGGGACCGUCUGGGUGACUGAUGUGGGAGAAGCGUUUGCGUGGACAUAUUACCAGCCCUUGCAGCGUUAUAUCGCCAGUGAUGCCAUAGAAAAGACCCACGUGGAGAAGGACUUCAUCGCUUUCAAAUCUUCGACUCCACAUAAUGUUUCUUGGAGAUUGAACACAGAGGGCUCUGUCUUCAUUUCCCAGCUUAUCUACUACUUAGGAGAGUAUUCUUGUUGUCACCAUUUGGAGGAGAUUUUCCGAAAGGUUCAAAAUGCAUUUGAGAAGCCAAAUACAAUGAUCCAGAUGCCCACGAUUGAGAGAUUAUCCAUGACACGAUAUUUCUACCUCUUUCCUGGGAAUUAAAAUCCAUAUGAAGCAUCUCAGGUAAAUGUCUCCAAGAAACGGAAUUGGGUGCUCCCUUCUCAGAGUCUGUACAUAUAACCUAGAGUGGAGAGUGGGAACGGAGAGCAACUGCCCACUAGUCAAUCUCCUCUGCAUUUUCUUAAUGGCCCUCAGUAAAACCCUGCUUUCAUUUGAAAUUAUCAGAAAUUGUAAGUCUAAUGGUAGCCAGCUAGAAAAUUCUUCAGUCUUCAUAUCUUUCAAUGACCUACCUAGUGAGUAGAGAAUAUUUUGUUCCGAUGCAUGCCUAGAACAAUUGGCCUGGCACAGACAGCUGAUAUGUGGCUUCCUCCCCAAGAAGUCAGCUGGGCCAAGUCUCAUUCCUUCUCUGUAUGUGAUGAGGCCCACCUGGACCACAGGGUCAACUGAUGGCUGUUGGGUCUGUGCCGAGGCGGUCAGGCCCC
This is a messenger RNA of Callorhinus ursinus (northern fur seal), 1686 nucleotides long. RefSeq names its product caspase-12-like. The record is from RefSeq and is a predicted model, not a curated record. Gene Ontology annotation, biological process: regulation of inflammatory response; proteolysis; regulation of apoptotic process. Gene Ontology annotation, molecular function: cysteine-type endopeptidase activity. Gene Ontology annotation, cellular component: AIM2 inflammasome complex; NLRP3 inflammasome complex; IPAF inflammasome complex. Lineage: Eukaryota; Metazoa; Chordata; Mammalia; Carnivora; Otariidae.